UAGCUGCUGUGAAGGGUGGCUGACUGCUAGGGGCUGCUCAGUCUGUCCUGCCGGGGAAUGACAGAGACCAACAUGGAGCAGGGGAAGCAUCUGGCUGGCCUCAUCCUGGCUAUCACUCUUCUUCAAGGUACCAUGGUCCAGUCGCAACAAGAACAACAUUUGAUGAAAGUGGAUGACAAUCAAGAAGAUGGUUCAGUACUUCUGAGUUGUGGCUCAAAAAAUGAAGAAGUCACAUGGUUUAAAGAUGGGGUGAACAUAAGUGGAAGAGAAUCUACACGGAAUCUGGGAAAUCGUAUGACGGACCCUCAAGGGAUGUACAUGUGUCAAGGAUCAGUGCGAAAUUCAAGUCUCCAAGUGCAUUAUAGAAUGUGUCAGAACUGCAUUGAGCUGAAUGCAGCCACUGUGUUGGGCUUUAUCUUCGCUGAAAUCAUUAGCUUUUUCUUCCUGGCUGUUGGGGUCUACUUCAUUGCUGGACAAGAUGGAGUUCGCCAGUCAAGAGCUUCAGACAAGCAGACUCUGUUGUCCAAUGACCAGCUCUACCAGCCCCUGAAGGAUCGGGAAGAUGACCAUUACAGCCACCUCCAAGGAAACCAGCAGAGGAAGAAGUGAGCUCAAGACUCAGAGCAGUCCAGGUGUUCUCCCUUCUGUCCAGUUCUCAGAAACAAAGCAGUACGUUUUGGAGUGCUCCGAGCCGAGAGACUUUCAGCCCUAAAUCUAGACUCAAGGUCCCCAGAGGUGACAAAUGGAGAAGAAAGUCCAUCAGACCAAAUUUGGGCUUUUCUCAAAAUAAAAUAAAAAUAAUGUAAAAACAUGUGUGGUGUUUCAGGAGCGCCACCUAUUGGGAGGUAAUUUUUCUGUAAAAGAAAAAAGAAAAGGUCAAAUAACACCCUCUAUUUGAAUAUAACUUUUUGUCUUAAUUUUUAUUUAGUUUUCGUGUAGGUCAUAAUUCACAUGGUUCAAAUAUGCAGUGACAGGUCUCCUUCCAACUCCAUUACCAGCCACCCAUUUGCCCUCUCCAGGGGCAAGCAGCAGACAAGUUUCCCACACACCCUUAUAAGAGAAUAAGGUAUUCUGUAUCCGAGGUAUUCUAGGCAAACAUAAGCAAAUUCUUGAGAACACAUUGUUUUCUCUUCCCCUAUUUUUCACACAAAUGGUAUCAUACUAUACAUCUUUCACUUUUCACCUAAUAAAACCUGAAGAUUAUUUCAUACCAGUAUAUAAAAGAGCUCCUUUUUUCUUUUUUAAUGCAGCAACAUUGUACA
Equus quagga is the source of this 1262-nucleotide messenger RNA. RefSeq names its product T-cell surface glycoprotein CD3 gamma chain. Gene Ontology annotation, biological process: cell surface receptor signaling pathway; positive thymic T cell selection. Gene Ontology annotation, molecular function: transmembrane signaling receptor activity. The coding region runs from base 58 to 609 and encodes 183 amino acids. The transcript is spliced from 7 exons. The record is from RefSeq and is a predicted model, not a curated record. Lineage: Eukaryota; Metazoa; Chordata; Mammalia; Perissodactyla; Equidae. Gene Ontology annotation, cellular component: alpha-beta T cell receptor complex; membrane; external side of plasma membrane.